Thrips palmi is the source of this 2215-nucleotide messenger RNA. RefSeq names its product S-adenosylmethionine synthase-like. The record is from RefSeq and is a predicted model, not a curated record. The coding region runs from base 369 to 1568 and encodes 399 amino acids. NCBI's taxonomy places the organism in Eukaryota, Metazoa, Arthropoda, Insecta, Thysanoptera, Thripidae. Gene Ontology annotation, biological process: S-adenosylmethionine biosynthetic process. Gene Ontology annotation, molecular function: methionine adenosyltransferase activity; ATP binding. The transcript is spliced from 7 exons. Gene Ontology annotation, cellular component: cytosol.
AACUUGCUCAGCAUUUCACCUUUCACCCGACACCUCGGCGUCGACCGACCGCGGCGGUGUGCCGUGCGGAGGCGUCCGAAACUGAAGCGUCCUCUGCAUCCAUCCUUGUCGCGCUCACUUGCGAAGAGUCACGUCGACAAGGACGGAACGGGGAGGGAGGAGGUUCGGACCCAGCCGACGUGGUCGCGAGUCGAGUCCCUGCUCCGGUCCCGCUUCUCGAAACCGCGCAUUUUCCCGUGUUUUGUUUGAUCAGCUGGCAUCACUCUCUUGCGGGUUGAAAGGCGAAAUCCUAGUUCUCGAACAGAACAGCUCUAUCGUCGAGUACUGACUGACUUACUAUUUGAAGCAGGUUAUCCCUUUCCUAUACAAUGCCACACACUAAUGGUCGCAUGGGGGGACAUGGAGACGUUGAAAUGCAGGAGCAUGAUACUUUUCUUUUCUCUUCGGAAUCAGUCGGAGAGGGUCAUCCUGACAAAAUGUGUGAUCAGAUAAGUGAUGCCAUCUUGGAUGCGCACUUAAAGCAAGAUCCAAAUGCCAAAGUGGCAUGUGAAUGUGUUGUGAAAACAGGAAUGGUACUGCUCUGUGGAGAAAUAAAUUCGUCAGCUGUUGUUGAUUACCAAAAAGUUGUCCGUGAUACCAUCCAGCACAUUGGCUACGAUGAUUCUUCAAAGGGCUUUGAUUACAAGACUUGUAGUGUGAUGCUUGCCCUACACCAGCAGUCUGAACAGAUAGCAGCUGGUGUUCAUUUGAAUCGCCGUGAAGAAGAUAUUGGAGCAGGAGACCAGGGUCUUAUGUUUGGAUAUGCGACAGAUGAGACUGAAGAGUGCAUGCCAUUAACUAUCACUCUGGCCCACAAAUUAAAUCAGCGUAUUUCUGACUUAAGGAGAAAUGGGGACUUCUGGUGGGCCAGACCUGAUUCUAAAACUCAGGUCACUUGUGAAUAUUUCUUUGAAGAUGGUGCUUGUGUCCCCAAGAGAGUCCACACUGUAGUGGUUUCUGUUCAACACUCUGAUAAAAUUGAGCUUGAAACUUUGCGAGCUGAAAUAAUGGAAAAAGUUGUCAGGGCUGUCAUUCCUGAAAAAUAUCUUGAUGUUGAAACUAUCUACCAUGUCAACCCUUGUGGUCUGUUCGUUUCUGGUGGACCUGAGAGUGAUGCAGGUUUGACUGGGCGAAAAAUUAUUGUUGACACCUAUGGUGGUUGGGGCGCUCAUGGAGGGGGUGCCUUUUCUGGAAAGGAUUUCACCAAGGUUGAUCGUUCUGCUGCCUAUGCUGCAAGAUGGGUGGCCAAGUCACUUGUGCGGGCUGGUCUUUGCAGGCGCUGCUUAGUGCAGGUUUCAUAUGCAAUUGGUGUGGCAGAGCCCCUUUCUAUCACUAUUUUUGACUAUGGUACCAGCCACAAGUCUACAAGAGAGCUCCUUGACAUUGUGAAAAAGAAUUUUGAUCUUCGACCAGGCAAGAUUGUUCAAGACUUGGACUUACGUCAACCAAUUUAUCAGCAAACAUCCACUUAUGGACACUUUGGUCGUGAAAUUUUCCCAUGGGAGAAACCAAAAGUCCUUAAUGCAUGAGCAUUAUCUUAAUUUCUUGUGAUUUUCUCACUUUCCGUUUCCCCUAAUGAACUUUGUGUUUUGUAUUUUUUUCUCCUUCUCCAUUUGGUUUUUUACAUCUCUAUUUGAUGAGAUUCAAUGAAAUAAUUAAAUCAAAUGUGCUGUGUCUUGUUAUAUUUCUACUACUGGAUAUGAAUGAUAUUUUUCCACUAUCCAGCUCUUAGCAAUGAAAUUUGUUUUUUCCUGUAGGUGAUUAAAUUUCUUCUGGAUGUGAAUGAUUUUCCAGCUCUUAGUAAUGAAAUUACUUUUCCCUGUAAAUGAAUUUUAAGUGUUGUUUUUUUUUGCAUUUUUUGUGCAUGUAUUGUUUUUAGGGUAUUUCUGCAUUGUAAGAUUUUAAAAGACAUGAUUUGGUAGUAUGGUCCUUUACCAAGACUGUUUCUCUUAAUUCAUUUUACUGCAUAUUUUUAAGAGAGAGAAUCUCAUGCAGGUGGAAUUGGCGGAAUCCCACUGAUUGCGGGAUUAAAAUGAAUGUACUGUAGUGUGUGUCAGAGAGAUUUUGUCCACCUUGGGUUUUGUUUUUCCGUUUAUUGUAUUAGACUAGUAUUAGAGCCCUUUUUUGCAUUCCUAGAAUUGUUAGUCAAACAAAUAAAGCAUUAUUUAAAAUCUAA